UGAUUGGAAAGUGGAUGACAGAGGCGAUCAACGCUUCUUCAGAAGACAAUGAGUAUCCAUUAAGCAAUGUCAUUGGAGCUUCUGCCUCUGUCUGGAAGCCAAGGUCGGACGAUGCAGCUCCGUGGAUUGAGGUUGGGAUAGAUACUUUCCUCUACUUUGCUAUGGUUCAAAUCUCGCCCGACAUCUCUACCUUCACGAAGAACAUCUGGUUUCGAGACUCCAACAGGAACUGGAUGGUGACAUGGACGAAGAAUGAUGACGAUGAGGCAUUCAUUGUGGGAUUCUUUAUUCCACACUGUCAAAUGCUGACAGUCCCCACAGACGCAAUCAGAAUCUCACUGGACAAACACAGCAGUGUUGAAGUCGCACGCGUUUAUGUGCGUGGUCUUCUGUAAAUUCAUUGUUAAAAACAGGCUCGGCUCACACAUCAUCAACUCUGUCCACAAGUGCCUCGGACCACACAUAAUCAAC
Molecule: messenger RNA, 471 nt
Organism: Haliotis rufescens (red abalone)
Lineage: Eukaryota; Metazoa; Mollusca; Gastropoda; Lepetellida; Haliotidae
Exons: 4
Coding region: 15-395 (126 amino acids)
Source: RefSeq, a predicted model, not a curated record